AUGGCUGUGCUUCUUGUACUCUUGUUUCUGGUUUUGGGCUUCAUCGGCUACGUAGCCUACGUGAUCCGGCAGAAGGGCAUCGAUCCCAAGGACAUUCGCAUCCACAGCCUGCAGGAUGCCAAAAAGCUUCUGCAGCCGCCGGCAAGCGGCCAAGGACCGCACAGAUACCUUGAAAAGAGGGCUUAA
Drosophila serrata is the source of this 186-nucleotide messenger RNA. RefSeq lists its product as uncharacterized. Lineage: Eukaryota; Metazoa; Arthropoda; Insecta; Diptera; Drosophilidae. The record is from RefSeq and is a predicted model, not a curated record.